UCUUUUUAAGCAUAAAUGCACUCAUUCUAAUCACCAGAUCUUGAAUAUCCACCUUGAAUGUUGUUUUGACCAGACAUGAAUAUGUCUCUGAUAAUGAUGAUGCUAACUCAUUUCUUUCAGACAGCCACUUCAGUUUACGAAAUGGCGGCGAAUGCAGAGUCCAACAACGUUGACGAUGGGUUGACGCUACAGAUGGUGAGGGAUUCGUUGAUAAGGCAAGAGGACACCAUCGUUUUCAGUCUGAUAGAGCGAGCCAGGUUCCCUUUCAAUUCUCCGACCUACCACCCUUCCUACGGUUCCGUUCCUGGGUUUUGCGGCUCUGUGGUUGAGCUCUUCGUUAAACAAACAGAGGCCGUCCAAGCUACAGCUGGAAGAUUUGAGAAUCCCGAAGAACAUCCGUUCUUCCCAGAUAAUCUACCACCCUCACUGGUGCCACAUUAUAAGUACCCCGAGGUUUUGCAUCCUGCAGCAAUGUCUAUUAACAUAAACAAGGCCGUAUGGGACAUGUAUUUCAACAAACUGCUCCCAUUGUUUGUUGCUCCGGGUGAUGAUGGAAACUAUGCUUCGACCGCUGCUCGUGAUCUCGAGUGUUUGCAGGCCCUCUCUAGAAGGAUUCACUAUGGAAAACUUGUAGCUGAAGUUAAAUUUAGAGACGAACAGAAAGACUACGAGCCGCCAAUUCGUGCUCGGGAUAGAGAUACUCUGCUAUCUUUAUUGACAUUUGCGGAUGUUGAAGAAGCAGUAAAGAAGAGGGUGGCGAAGAAGGCUAUGACAUUUGGUCAGGAUUUGAAGCUUGGUGAUGGAGGAGAGAAGGGAAAGUACAAGGUUGAUCCAGCUGUUGUUUCUGGUCUCUAUGGAGAUUGGGUGAUUCCCCUAACAAAAGAAGUUGAAAUCGAAUACCUCCUCCGUCGGCUCGACUGAAACCUUCGCCAUAUCCAUUGUCGAUAUUUUCUUCUGAAUAAGAUCAUUGAUGUGUCACAAAACUGCUUCCUAAUUAAUAAGGUUGUAUCAUAGAAAGUUGG
Molecule: messenger RNA, 1022 nt
Organism: Hibiscus syriacus
Lineage: Eukaryota; Viridiplantae; Streptophyta; Magnoliopsida; Malvales; Malvaceae
Product: chorismate mutase 2-like
Exons: 5
Coding region: 76-921 (281 amino acids)
Biological process (GO): chorismate metabolic process; aromatic amino acid biosynthetic process
Cellular component (GO): cytoplasm
Molecular function (GO): chorismate mutase activity
Source: RefSeq, a predicted model, not a curated record